AUGGUCAAUACUGGAGACGAAAAAGGGAGUGCCAGCUUUAAUACAACUCCCACGGGGAAUGAAGCUGCCAAAAAUGACUCAGGUUCGGAAGGGACUUCUCUUCCCUUGGCAGAACCCGAUGCGAAUGAUCAGUUUGAAGAUAAUGUAGAAAUACCCUCCCAAGAGGCAGAUGAUAAAGGUCCUGAAGAAUUUCUGGACCCAGAAGAAAGUGAAAAAGUGGCAAAGGUACGAAAUAAUGAUGAGAACAUACUAGCGACAGAGAUGAAUAACGAGAAUGAGGCGAAGUCUCAUCAAAAUAUUACUGAACAUAACGAAACUGAUGAUCAAGGGGGCCUAAUGUGGGAUGAUGAACAAAAAAUGUCUGAAGGAGACAGUGAGGACCAUGUUGGGGACAAGGACGGAGCUAGUUAUGAAGAUUCAGGGAAUGAAAAAGAUGAUGAGGAUGAAGUUAGCGCAGAUGAGACAUCCGAAGAAGAUUAUAACAAAGAUGAAGUUGGUAGAGACGACGCAACGAAAGUUUCCAAAGGCGAUGAAAUGGAAGCGAAAGCCAAAGAAGAUACUAGCAAAGCAAAAGAAAAUGGCAAUAAAAGGAAACCCGUGGCAAAAGAAGAGAAUAAGGAAACUGUAGUGAAAGAAGGUGAAAGUAAACCAAUAGUGAAAGAAGAUGUAAAGGGAGCUAAAGCAAAACAAGAUACAAAAGAAGCUAAAGAUAACAGGAGUGACAAACAGGCAGCAUAUUUGGGGAAUGAUAAGGACUCAAAUGGAAGAAGCAAAAGGAAGAAGGUGCGAGUAGGGAUGUCCAAGAAAAUGGGUACAAAAGAUAAAUCAGAAUCUUCCCAGAAGAGAAAAGGGAAGAAAAGAGUUGAGAGCAUGGGGAUGAUUUUCAUGUGCAGCUCCAAGACGAAGGAUGACUGCUAUCUGUACAAGGUUCUUGGGCUGCCAGAAAGCAAGAAAGAGAUUGUGGAAAAGAUUUAUACAGGGAUGCGGUUGUUUUUAUAUGAUGUCGAUCUAAAGUUGUUGUAUGGAAUUUAUAAAGCUGCGGGACCUGGAGGCUACAACAUUGAACCCAAAGCCUUCAAAUCACAGUUUCCAGCUCAGGUCCGCUUCACUGUUCUGGAUGAUUGCUUGCCGUUGCCCGAGGAAAAGUUUAAGAAAGUUAUCCAGGAGAACUACUUUACGAAGACCAAGUUUGAUUGCCAACUGAAGGCAGACCAGGUAAAGAAACUAUGCAAACUGUUUGCCAUUUCGAGCAAAGGUUGUCUCCCCAAAAAGGCAGGCGGGUCCCGCAGGGUCGAAAAGAAACUUCACCCAUUGCACCAGGAGAGCAAAAAGCGUGUUAGGUCGGGCAAAGAUGAGCAACCCCCAGCGAUCCGGCACAGUGACCGCCGUCCCCACAAGCGCCCGAGGACGGCUGUUGUCAGCAGCCCAUUGCGCCGCCAGCCUCCUCCCCGGGCCCCACUUGUUGCAUAUGCCUCACCACAUCGGACUACUUCCGAUGUGAACACAUACAGACGGGACCCAUAUUCUUACAGAGACGUGCAGGAGUCCCGUCAGCCGGUUAUAGUGCGAAGUGAUACGUACGUGGAUGGGCAUGAUCUGUAUGUAGAGCGGCGUGAUUCCUACUACAGGAACAAGGACAGGCUGUACCAAUAUCCAACCGUGGAGCGCCGGGAUGCUUACAUGGAUGGGAGGGCCUACUUAGAGCUCCGGGCCCCGGAUGUGGGGAUCCGUGGGCGUGAUCUGUACUUGGAGCGUCGGGAUCCGCCCAGAGAUGCAGUGUAUGCCGAACUUUCUUAUGGCGGUGGUGUGUACGGGCGGAGGGACCGGCUACUAUCAGAUAGUCGUGAUGGUUAUGGGGAGGGUCUGUAUUUGGAGCGUGGGGGUGCUCAUCGCUCGUUGAGUUUCGGGAGUAGGUACCGACCGGAUUCCUUUGUUCCAACCAGGCAACUACCGCUGGCUGAUGAUCCUAUUUAUUCGAGAGAGUAUCCUUACCGAGCAGGCAUGGACCGGGAGUACCAUCUGUAA
This is a messenger RNA of Striga hermonthica, 2025 nucleotides long. The record is from the annotation of a GenBank genome assembly. Lineage: Eukaryota; Viridiplantae; Streptophyta; Magnoliopsida; Lamiales; Orobanchaceae.